This is a messenger RNA of Lycium barbarum (goji berry), 636 nucleotides long. RefSeq lists its product as uncharacterized. Lineage: Eukaryota; Viridiplantae; Streptophyta; Magnoliopsida; Solanales; Solanaceae. The transcript has a single exon. The record is from RefSeq and is a predicted model, not a curated record. The coding region runs from base 1 to 636 and encodes 211 amino acids.
AUGGUCAUUCCUUGGCUCCUCAGUUCAUUGUCAAAAGAAAUCAAAGUCAAUGUCAUUUACUCUAAAAUUGCAAAGGAACUUUGGGACUGCCUGCAGAGCAGAUUUGGUAAGUCAAAUGGAGCUAAGCUAUAUCAUCUUCAAAAGGAACUAAAUGGUUUGGUCCAGGGAAAUUCAGACAUUUCAGGAUAUUUUACUAACCUAAAAAGGUUGUGGGAUGAGCUAGAGUCUUUAAAUUGUGAUGUGAUAUGCACUUGUGACUGCACAUGUCAAGGGAAAGAAAAACUCACUAAAUCUAUGCAAGAUCAGAGACUGAUUCAAUUUUUGAUGGGUUUAAAUGAUGUCUAUUCACAUGCUAGGGGACACAUUUUGAUGAUAAACCCUUUGCCUAGUAUAGACCAUGCUUACUCUUUGCUGAUCCAAGAUGCAAGCCAAAGAGAAAUAUAUGCCAAUUCUCAUGUGUUUUCAGACUCUUCUUCCUUCAUGGUAACUAAUCAGGGAAGAAACGACCAAAAGCCUGGAAAUCAAGUCUUCAAAGGUGCUAAUAAUUUUCAGAAAUCUGGAAACUAUCCUAAAAAAUUCAGAAAUUCCUAUCCUCAGUCAUACUAUCCUCAAAAAUUUGGAAACUCCUAUCCUUAA